UCAUCGGAUUGCGUGUGUGGUAUAAAAUGUGUAAUUGGGGCGUCGCUCCUAGAGAUUUCACAGCUCUCCGGGUUCGGUGCACUUGUCUACCGGUUCACACAGAAUUGAAAGUUUCACAGUCACGUUUGAGUGUUUUGCGGUGCACAGUGUCUCGUGCAGCGUCCUUCUGUCCAGGAAACACGAGUGAAAAUGGAAGAAGUGAAUAAUCCUCCACAAACGGGAAGCGGGCAGCCACAGCAGCAUCCAAUUAAUCACACCAGGCCAUUUUUCUAUGUUCAGCAACCUUCUCAACCUUAUUAUAUGUACCCAUGGCAUAUGAAUAAUCCAUAUGGGCAUUAUGGCUUCCCUGGAUCAGGUCUCCCUCUUGGGCGUCCAUACGUGGCUCCUUAUGCAUUCAUGCAGUACCCAGGGUAUGUCAUCCCCUAUGCGCCCAUGCAGCCGAUCGACUACAGACGAAUGUUUAACCCGUACGUCCCAUCAGCUGCGGCUUGUGAUGUGCGAUUCCGCAACAGCCAGAUUCGCGUACGGCGGGAAACUGCCUGUUCAGAAGCUCAGACGGAGCCUAGUGAUGCUUUAAACAGUCUGAUCGAGAGUCUGGACAAGCUCGUAACGCGUGAAGUUGUCAACCCAAGAAAAGUAGCUUCUGGUGUUUCUCAAGACUCUGGAAUAUGUCUGCCAGAGGAUGGGCAAAAAUGUGACAAACAGGAAAUGCAGCCUAAACCUGCAAGCAUGGCAUUGGCAGAUGUUCCUUUUUCAUCCGCUGUCGUACCUCCUGGUGACUCUUGUACAGCUGCGUAUAAAGAGGAAUUGACCCAGAGUCUUUGUGACAAGCUGGCCCAGCAGGAGUACUCUGAGGCUCCUGAGAGGGUCCAGUCCCUUGAUGGCUCCUCUGUCUGUCAGGAAGCUAGUCUUAAGAGCAUGGUAAUGGAGAGACAAGGAAAUGUCAGGGUGGAGCAGCAGGUUCCCUGUAGUGUGAAAAGUCUAUGUGAAAUGGCCCCUGAGCAGGUUGUACGGGAUUGUGAAGAACCUAUGAGUCAAAGUGCUGGUUUUGCUCAGCCUUCCACACACCACCUGCCUGACAAGGUCACUGAAUUGGGAAACAAGACCUCAAAGGUGCCCCUUGUAGCCAGUGCUACUGGUGGAAGUGGCGUUUCCCAUGUGCCACCUGUUGACUUUGAAGACCUCCCAUACCGAAUCCUGCGGCUACCUUAUGACGCAGUUCCACCAGUUGGGCUGCUGCAAAAGGACGCACCCUUGUGGUGUGUAGACCAGUUGUCUAGCCUUAUCCCUCCUGCACGCUACCUAUCAUCUUUUGGCAAUGGCUACUAUAGCUACUAUCCUCAGACAGUACAAGAGCGACAGAGUGUCCUCAGCCCAUCCCUGGAUGAACUCUCUUCUCGUGAUGAGAUCUUCUCCACUGACAUGGAAGACAUGGAUCUAAUCCCAGACCAUGCAUAUGUGGCUAGUGGGAGGCCUGUAGAUGGUACUGGUGAAAGUCAGGACCCUGAUGGCGAUGGUGAUCUCCAGAGCUUCUCUUCAUCUGAGGAAUGUUCGGUUUGUUCACGAAAAACCUGUGCCACCUGUGGUUCCACCCUGUCCAAAAAGACAAAAUGGAACAAAGUGCGUUCCCUGGAAUUUUGUGCCCCUCAGGAAGAAGAGGGCACAGAAGAGGCCUUUGGGGAAGAUUAUGAGGAUGUUGAAAUGGACAAAAAUGCUUGUGAGCUGCAGAAGGCUCCAGUGAAGAAGCAACCCCAUCCAAAAAGGCAUGUCCAACCUCACUGUGGCCAGCAGGCUUCCAGACAGAGGUCUAAGAAGGGCCACUUUGAGGAACUGGGUGCCCCAGUCUGUCUUGAGGCUCUAGAUCAAGAAUCAAGUCUAGAGACAUGCUGUGAAGAGCACAGGGCGAUGGCCAGAGCAGAGAAAUACAAAGGAAAAGAACUAAGAAAUCCCUGUUCCAGAUCUACAUCAGACGGACAGCGGAAAGAGGGAGCAGUAGCAUCAGACCAGGAGAGCUGGGAGAGUUACUGUGUUAAAGGAAGAUCCAAGUCUUUGAAACCAUAUCCUUCAUCACGAGGGCAAGAAAGACCUACACGUAAAAAGGCUUCCUGUAAAAUGUUGGGACUCCAGAGGUCCCGGAGGAAUAAUCAUGAUGACGAAGGGAGGUUCCCAUGUUCCCACAGGGGCAGAGGAUCCACCAAGAGAAGAGGAAACAGAUGCUAAACAAAUCUAAUUUUCACUGCAUUAAAAAAAAUGUUAAAGCACUUAACCUAUGAAAUGCACACUUGUAAGUUAAGAGCACUUGUUUUUGUAUUUAAGUGGUGUAAGAAGCCUGGCUUCAUGCCUGCAUUUCCCCUGCUUGAUGGCAAAAUGUUGGAUGCUGUGCAUUCAACCUGUUUUUUUUUUUAAGGGGGGGGGUAGGGUGGUUGGGAGUCAUCACUGCUGUCCUUACUGGACCCUGUUUUGAUGCAUGCCUACGGUAUUUGGCCCUUGUGGACCAGGUUGGUGGGGAGUAGGCCUGGUCCACAUUAAUAUGGCUGGUAUGCUGGAUCUCUGCAGCACCAAGACCGGUAGUUCACGGAGGACUAGAUCAGGGUUGGGUUAGCCUUUUCGAGCAGUGGAAGUGCAGCUUGUUUUGUGCCAGGAGGUGAGGGUCUGACUUCAGUUUGCUUUGAGCCAACUGGGUCAGUCUUACUGUAGUGCAGGGACUCCAAAUGUUGUAGUG
Messenger RNA from Scleropages formosus (Asian bonytongue), 2722 nucleotides. RefSeq lists its product as uncharacterized. Bases 190 to 2220 code for a protein of 676 amino acids. Lineage: Eukaryota; Metazoa; Chordata; Actinopteri; Osteoglossiformes; Osteoglossidae. The transcript has 7 exons. The record is from RefSeq and is a predicted model, not a curated record.